AUUGUUUCAACGUACUGGUCCUAUUUAAAUUAUGAAUUUUAUAAUAUUGUGAAUUUAUAGUGAUAUUAGAUUUUAAUGUUUUCUGGGAUAGUUCAAAAUGGAUCAUUUAAAAAGGGAAAUUCGUGAAAGAAAUCCUAAGGAAAAGGCUAAUAUAUUUUCUUCUCUGACAUUUUCAUAUACACGGAAACUGUUCAGGAAAGCCCUUAAGAAAGACCAUUUAGAGGAGGACGACCUUUACGCUGUCCUUAAAUCCCUAAAUUCGGACAAGUGCGGCGAAAAAAUCGAAACGGGAUGGAAAAACGAACAUUUGAGGAAAAGCCCUUCGUUCACCCGUUUGAUGUUUUCCAGAUUCGGCAUCAAAUACAUUUGUAUUGGACUGAUAUGGUUAUCAUACAAAACAUUUACCUUAGCAACAGAGCCAUACGCAGUUAGCAGCCUAAUAAACUGCUUCAAAUCCGAAGACACGUGCAGCCGCAACGAAAUGUACACCUACAGUGCUGUAGUGAUAUCACUUAACCUUCUGAACUGCUUUUACGUACACAACUACAUUAUUUGGGUGGAUACGUUCGCUAUCAAAAUCCGCACGUCGUUUUGCUCGCUGCUCUACCGGAAAGCGUUAAAACUGACUCCAUCUGCAAUGAAUGAAAUCAGUUUGGGCAACAUUGUGACGUUGAUCACUAAGGACGUGCACGUUUUUGAAUCGUCGAUUUGGCUGUUCAACGACAUGUGGAUCGGAACCUUGACGUCCUCAUUUAUCGUUUACUUGUUGUUCAAAAAAAUGGGUUGGGUGUCGUUGAUUGGGGUUGCGUUUUUAAUUACCGUCCUUCCUUUGCAAGUGUAUUUGGGCAAGUGGAUCACCAAUUUGCGCUUACGUAUAGGCAAAAAGACAGAUGAACGGUUGCAAAUCACACAGGAGAUUUUGUCCUCGAUUAAAAUUAUCAAGCUGUAUACAUGGGAAAAGUUCUUCAGCGAUCAAGUGAACAGUAGAAGAAAAGAAGAAGUCAACGUCAUGCGCAUAGCCUUCUACCUGAAAAUCGUCAUCUUAAUGAUGGGAGCCAUAGCCACUAAAAUGGGCUUUUAUGUUCUCAUCAUGACUUACAUCUGGAUCGGCUAUACUCCAGACGCCCAGCUAAUCUACUACGUGUCUAAUUUAUUCAACAGCUUACGCUUUCUCUUGGGGGUUUGCAUCCCCAUAGGCAUUGGAAGAGGAGCUGAGUUGCUGGCAGCUAUCAGGCGAAUUAACAGAGUUUUAAGAGCCGAAGAACUCUGUAGAGAUAAUGCUCAUGACGAACCCACUGAACAUCCAAAAUUACAACUUAAAAACGCCACUGUGGCAAUCAAUAAAUCCUUGGCCUUGCAAGACGUGACUUUAUUAAUCAAUAAUGGCCUUAAUAUCGUGACUGGCAGCGUUGGUUCUGGCAAGAGCUCCUUAUUAAAAGCCUUACUUCAAGAUUACCCAUUGGAAAGCGGAUUUGUGGCAACUUAUGGCAGAAUUUCUUACGCUUCCCAAGAUCCUUGGCUAUUUCCUUCUUCAAUCAGGCAGAACAUUUUAUUCGGCGAAAAGUACAACGAAGCUAGAUACCAGGAAGUGGUAAGAGUAUGCGCGCUCAGAUACGAUUUGAAUCUACUCGAAAACGGAGACCAAACCAUUAUGGCCGACAAUGGCAUCAAUCUAAGUAAAGGCCAACAGGCCAGAGUCAAUUUGGCAAGAGCAAUUUACAAGGAAAGCGAAAUCUACUUGCUGGACGAUUCGUUGACCGCUUUGGAUGCGCACGUGCAAGAUCACAUUUUCAACGAGUGCAUCAAGAAGUUUUUGAAAAGCAAAAUUGUGGUUUUGGUCACGCAAACUGUGCAUCACAUUCAGGAUGCUGAUAAUGUUAUCAUUAUGGAAAAUUCGAAAAUACGCUCAUCUGGUAAGCCUGCUCAAGAGAUUUCUAUGGAAGAGAUUGCCAAAUUAGUUGGCAAAGAUGACGAAAUGGAAAAAGAAAUUAUCGAUAAUAAUGAUUUAACUAAAAUUAAAGAUGUUGAAAAUGAUGUUGAUAAUGAUGAAACUGGAGAGCUUUUAGAAACUACCAAGAUUAAUACAGAGAAGAUUUAUAAAGAAGUUACCAAGAAAGGAGAUGUUAGUUUUUCAGUUUACAAAAAAUACUUUAAGUUUGGAGGAGGUUUUUGUUUAUUUUCUGUAGUGGUUUUCUUGUUCAUGGCUGGCCAGGGCACUGAAACGGCUUCGGAUAAGUUUAUCGCCAUGUGGAUCGAUGCUCAGCAAAAAGAAGUGGACCUAAAAGUAGCUAAUCAAACUGACACUCCACUAUUCGAAGAAACUGUGGCACACAAAAAUCUUUACGUCACGCUUUAUUCGGCAACACUUUUCCUGUCUACGGCGCUAAUAUUAGGCAGAUCAUACGUGCUCUACGAUUUUUGUAGACGCGCCUCUAUUAAGCUCCACAAAGUUAUGUCUACUACAGUGAUCAAUGCUGUAAUGGCAUUUUUCGAUACGCAUUUCAUCGGCAACGUUUUGAACAGAUUUUCGCAGGAUUUGAUCAAUGUCGAUGAGUUUUUGGCUGAUUGUUUGUCCGAAGCUUUUAGAGUUACAGUUCAAAUUAUCGGCAUCUACGUUAACAUUUCGUUAAUCAAUUGGCGUUUUUUGAUACCAGGCUGUAUUUUUUUCGCCCUUACUUUUGUGUUAAGACGGCUUUACAUGCCCACCGGGAGAAGCUUGAAGCGACUUGAAGCAGCAACGCGUAGUCCUUUGGUUGGUCAUUUGAAUGCCUCCCUAGAAGGUCUUACCACCAUAAGAGCCUACAAAGCGGAAGAUAUUUUGAAGCAAGAGUUCGAUCGGCAUCAAGAUCUCUACACGUCAGCCCAUUACAUGUUAAUAUGUGCAUCCAGAGCCUUUGGAUUCAUCUUGGAUAUUUUCUGUUGGAGUUUGAUCGUAUUGGUUGUGACUAGGUUCUUGUUUUUCGAAACUGAUACCACCGCGGGCAGCGUCGGCUUGGUAAUCUCGCAGAUCUUCAUGCUUACUGGCAACGUGCAGUGGGGCGUGCGCAUGUGGGCGGACCUCGAAAACUAUAUGACGUCGGUGGAGCGGGCACUGGAGUAUACCGAACUCCACCAGGAACGGAAACAGGGCAUCAAACUCGAUAACUGGCCGACCGAAGGUCGCAUCAAGUACGACAACGUCAGUUUAACGUACGGCAAGGAAAUGGUACUGAAACAUUUGACGUUCGACGUGAUGCCGGGACAGAAAAUUGGCAUUUGCGGACGCACCGGAGCUGGAAAAUCUUCGAUAAUUUCCACUUUGUUUCGUUUAUACGAAGUAGAAGGCACCAUUUUGAUUGACGGCGUCAACAUCCAGCACUUAUCCAUUGAAUAUUUAAGGCAAAGCGUCGCCAUUAUCCCGCAGGAUCCUGUUCUGUUCACUGGAACUGUAAGAAGUAACAUCGAUCCAUAUAAUUUAUACACUGAUGAGGAAAUUUGGAAACUCCUAGCCAAGGUGCACCUAAAGCAGAGCAUACACACGCUGGAAAUGCCGAUAAACGAAAACGCUUCAGCUUUGAGUUCUGGCCAAAGACAACUGAUAUGUUUGGCCAGAGCCAUCAUCCGUAGAAACAGAAUCGUCGUGUUGGAUGAGGCAACAGCAAACAUGGAUCCGGAAACAGACGCGAUGCUUCACGAUGCCAUUAAAGAGAAUUUUGCUGGCUGUACGAUAUUUUCGAUAGCACAUCGAUUGCACACGAUCAUCGAUUCGGACAAGAUCAUGGUACUAGAUAGGGGUACGAUAAAAGAGUUCGAUUCGCCCAGCAAGCUGUUGAGUGAUAAGAGUGGGAUGUUUUAUAAGAUGAUCGAACAGGCUGGAUUGACCGAGUAUUUGAAUAAGUAUUGAAGGAUUUUCAAUUUUUUCGUUUCUUAUUGGCUAAUUAUGGACUGAGUUUUGCUAAUAAUUUUGUGAUUGUAGAUUUUAUUUCCCUUUUAUUUGUAAUUCGUCAAAUAAAUAUAAUUAUUCUUUUAAAAUGAUGUAAAAUUUAACGUAAUAUUUCCAUUAAUAAAAAAUUGCGAGAGAAAUACAUUAUAUUUGUGAAGGAAUAUGAAGAAACAAUACAAGCCUAAGUUUUGUC
Messenger RNA from Ceutorhynchus assimilis (cabbage seed weevil), 4115 nucleotides. Lineage: Eukaryota; Metazoa; Arthropoda; Insecta; Coleoptera; Curculionidae. The record is from the annotation of a GenBank genome assembly.